Messenger RNA from Microplitis mediator, 9616 nucleotides. It is a transcript of the gene Utx, whose product is annotated as histone demethylase UTY. Gene Ontology annotation, molecular function: RNA polymerase II cis-regulatory region sequence-specific DNA binding; protein binding; histone H3K27me2/H3K27me3 demethylase activity. Bases 198 to 4367 code for a protein of 1389 amino acids. Gene Ontology annotation, biological process: regulation of gene expression. The transcript is spliced from 10 exons. Gene Ontology annotation, cellular component: MLL3/4 complex. Lineage: Eukaryota; Metazoa; Arthropoda; Insecta; Hymenoptera; Braconidae. The record is from RefSeq and is a predicted model, not a curated record.
UAAAAAUAAUAAAUCAGUGGAGUUUUUAUAAAUUUAUAGUAAAUUAUUUUAAUGGUUUAUUUUUAUAAUAUUUUGGUUUUUUUGUGCAAUAUUUAUGUUGAAAAAAAUAAUGAUAAUAAUGAUAUUGUAAACACUGUUAUUUAUUUUAUACUUUCAUUAUUUUUUGGUUACUAAUUGUUUAUGUGUUGUGAAUAAUUAUGAAAAUGGCUCAAGAAAUAAUAGAUAUUAAUCUAACUCACCAAGAAUUACAAAUUCUAUCAGAGUUAGACAGCCGGCAGUUUGGUCUUUUGAAGUUGAACCUACCGGAGCAUGCUAAGAAAAAAGCACUGGUUGUUAAAGCUAUUAAAUAUCUGGAGAAGAUGCUGAUACAGGCCCAAGCUGAGAAAACUAAAAAACGCAGGAGGAAAUUAGACAGCCUCGAAGAUGACAAUUUUCAAGAUAAAUUCGAGGAUGAGGAUAAAGGGAUCAGUAUAGAUCCCAAAACUUAUUGCAAGUUGGGACACUUUCAUUUGCUGCUGGAAGAUUACAGCAAAGCGAUGUCGGCGUAUCAGAAGUUUUUUAAUUUAAAAAUUGAUUAUUGGAAGGACGCGUGUUUUCUUUUUGGCCAAGGACUUUGUUAUUAUCAUUUUAAUGCCUACCAAUGGGCUGUGAAAUCGCUGCAGAAGGUUUUAUGGGUGGAUCCAAGUUUUCCGCGUGCCUGUGAAGUUCAUGUUCGGCUCGGUCUUUCGCACAAGGUCCUCUCCGAUUUUGAUGCUUCACUCAAACACCUGACACUUGCACUUAUUGAUGCUAGUACACCAGCAUCAUACACCAAACUUGAAAUCAGAUUCCAUAUUGCCCACUUGUACGAAGUACAAAGUAAAUAUCGGCUGGCCAAGGAGCAUUACGAAAUUUUGCUUAAAGAAAGGGCUCUAUCACUUAAUCUAAGAUCGGAUAUUUGUCGGCAAUUAGGAUGGAUGUACCAUGUGGUUGACAGUUCUAUCCUCGGUGUGCCCAAGCAGCAUAAGCAUGUGUUUGCAAUCCAGCUUCUGCAGAGAUCAAUUGAGGCAGAGCCCAAAAGUGGACAGAGCCUUUAUCUGCUGGGUCGCUGUCUAGCAGCUGCUAACAAAAUUCACGAAGCCUUCGUUGCUUACAGAAAUUCUGUCGAGAAAACUGAAGGUAAUGCAGACACGUGGUGCAGCAUAGGUGUACUCUAUCAGCAGCAGAACCAGCCUAUGGAUGCACUCCAAGCUUACAUAUGUGCAGUACAAUUGGACAAAACGCACUCAGCAGCUUGGACUAAUCUUGGAAUUUUAUAUGAGUCUGUUAGUCAACCAAAAGACGCGCUCGCUUGCUAUCUCAACGCUUCGAGAAGUAAUAGUAAUUUAUCAAGUCCUUCGACGGCAUUAGUCGGACUGGGUGGUGUUAAAUCCGGGGGAAACGUUCCUAUGAAUCCAUCUUUACAUCAGCGCAUAAAUUUUCUCCAGAGUCAUCUCAGUCAAGCCCCGAUGCCAUCAGUUGCAGCCAAACGAGCAUUGCCGUCAAUUGAAGAAGCAUGGAAUUUACCAAUAAGCGCCGAGAUGUCUAGUAGACAACAGCAGCAGCCUGCGAGCCAGGCAGGUUAUAAAUACAGUGCGACGACACCUACAGGACCCCCACCCCCUUAUCCUCAAGGUCAAGGACCAAACAUUGUCACUACAAAAAGAUUUAAAGCCGGCGAUGAGCCAAUAGCCGUUCCGCCUCAACAGCAGCAGCAGCAACAACAGCAGCAGCAACAACAACAGCCGCAGCAGCAACAACAGCGACCACCCCCAUUUUACCUGACAACUCAACAGCUUCAAAUGCUGCAAUUCUUCCAACAGAAUCAGGGAAAUCUGACCCAACAGCAGCAGGGCGUAUUGCAGCAACUGCAAGUGCAGUACCGGCUUAUGCAGCAGCACCAGCAGCAAAUUAGAUCACAGCAGCAGCAAGCCGCUCAGAGGGGAUUAAGACCCGGGCAACCCGGAUAUCCGACAGGUUAUACAAAUAUCAGAGAAGGACAGCAGCCCCAGCAGCAGCAGCCACAGCCAGGUGUCAUUAAGAACUAUGGAAUGUCACAACAGCAACCGCAGGGUGGAACUGUCGCUCUGCAAACCGGAUUUUCGGAUUCAAAUGUUACCUACAAUACCGCCGCUACCGGGAACACCCAACAGAGCCCGGGUAUGCCGUACAAAUCAGCAGCUGACUCGAGUUAUUCACAGCGUAAUCCUGGUCAGUACAAUCACUAUCAGUCGAAUCAAUACGGGACUCAAGGUUACACUCAGAUAACUUCAACGACGGGAAAUAGUUAUCCCGAAAGUAGUUCUGCGGGUGGUAAUAAAGAUAUGAAUGUAAUUGAUCAAGAGCUACAUGCUUUGUUAUCACAAAAAGAUCUUGCGACAACCCUGGCCGAAGACCUGCUCAAGCACUUUGGCUCCGAGGAUUUGGAUGUCAAGGAGGACAGUCCGUCCAUUAUGAACAAUGGGACUCUGAGCUCGGGCCCGUUCUCCCCCUCGAAUUUGGAGACCAAUGAAAGAAUAAAGGAAGUUAAGGUCGAGAAGGUGGACACGGACUGUGAAAUAAAUUCGGUUGCUGAAAGUGUUAAGUGCGAGGCAACAUCUAGUACCAAUAAUAGUAAUAAUAAUAAUAAUAAUAAUAAUAGUAAUAAUAUUAAUGUUAAUAAUAGAAUCGACUCAAUUCGUAGCAACAGUAGUAAUAGUAGCAAUAGUGAGCCAGUUUUGAAACUCGAGAGUCUGAGGGAAUCUCCGGUCGAUCCGGAAUUCUCCAUAGAAAUGGACGCGAAGAGUAUUAUCGAAGCUUGCAAGGGUCAGGGUUUAAAGGGCGUGCCAAAUUGCUCAAUACUAUCAGACCGUUCGCCACCACCGUCACCACCCGAUCCUCCGGCCCAGAGACUCACCAGAGAACAGCUUUUGCCCCCAACUCCAAGUGUAUAUUUAGAAAAUAAAAAGGAUGCGUUUAGUCCCCAGCUCCAAGAGUUUUGUCUUAAGCAUCCGAUUGCUGUGAUUCGUGGCUUGGCGGCUGCACUUAAGCUUGAUCUCGGUCUCUUUUCGACAAAGACACUAGUCGAGGCAAAUCCCGACCACGGAAUCGAAGUGAGGACCCAGAUGCAGCAGACCAGUGACGAAAAUUGGGACCCCAUCAUGUCGCGGAAAGUCUGGGGCUGCAUAAGCCACCGCAGUCAUACGACGAUAGCCAAGUACGCGCAGUAUCAAGCUUCUAGUUUCCAAGAAAGUCUCAAGGAAGAGCGCGAAAAAUCACAGGGUAUACAUACUGCUAAUUUGUCAGACUCGGAUUCGAAAGACAGCACUGGAGUGGUUAAAAAAAAAAAGAACUCCUAUGGAUUGGCUGGACGACCGGGUUCCAAGAUGCUGCGGUUCGGUACAAACGUUGAUCUGUCCGACGAGAGGAAGUGGAAGACGCAGUUGCAGGAGCUGAUGAAAUUGCCGGCAUUCGCUAGAGUCGUCUCUGCUGGGAACAUGCUCAGUCAUGUUGGACACGUGAUUCUUGGUAUGAAUACGGUCCAGCUGUACAUGAAAGUUCCUGGCAGCCGGACACCCGGUCAUCAAGAGAACAAUAAUUUCUGUUCGAUAAAUAUAAACAUUGGACCGGGUGACUGCGAGUGGUUUGCAGUUCCUGACGCUUACUGGGGAGUCAUUCACAAUCUCUGCGAGCGUAACAACAUAAAUUAUCUCCAUGGUAGCUGGUGGCCGUCGCUCGAAGACUUGUACGAUGAAAAUAUACCAGUAUACAGAUUUUUGCAACGACCUGGUGACUUGGUCUGGGUCAAUGCGGGAUGUGUGCACUGGGUCCAGGCUGUUGGCUGGUGUAACAACAUCGCCUGGAACGUGGGACCACUGACGGCACGACAGUAUCAGCUGGCUAUCGAACGCUACGAAUGGAACAAACUCCAGUCAUUCAAGUCUAUUGUUCCUAUGGUACAUUUGUCGUGGAAUUUAGCAAGGAAUAUUAAAGUAUCUGAUCCACGUUUGUUCGAGCUUAUUAAAAAUUGUUUGCUACGAACAAUGAGACACUGUUGUAUUAUAUUAGAAUUCGUUAAGAACAAAGGCGUUGAAGUGAGAUUUCAUGGCAGGGGAAAGAACGAAGCGUCUCAUUAUUGCGGCCAGUGUGAGAUUGAAGUCUUUAAUAUUUUAUUCAUAAGAGAACAAGAAAAACGUCACGUAGUUCAUUGUAUGGAUUGCGCCCGCAAACAAUCCCCGUCACUCGAAGGAUUCGUGUGCCUCGAGGAGUACAGAAUGCGUGAUUUGAUGGACGUGUACAACGGAUUUACACUUCACACGACUUCAAUUUCAUCCGCGAUCGCGGCGCCACAGCCCACCCAGACCUCUUGAGGAUUCUUCACCGAGCACAGAUAUUUCGAUUACUUUUAACCACUGCAGUAGGCAAGCUACUUUACGACUUAAAUGUCUGUCUGUCUGGCCAAAAUUCAAGAUAUAUAUAUUUAUAUAUAUACAUAACUAUAACAGUAAUAAGUAAGUCAACAAAAGUAAUAAGCCUCGUCCACGUACCUGAGAGUUACUUUGUGAAAAAUGAAGAAAGAUAGAACUCGUAUGGUGAGAGAGCGUGGAACCUUACGUGUAGUUGCUUUAUUUUAUUUUAUUUUACUAUAAAUACAAGUUAGUUAGAACUAUUUGUACAAAUAAUUAGCCUAAUUAUCCGAUAAAUAAGUACCAAGCAUCAAUUUAUAUAAAAAAGAAUCGCCUUUAAAUAAUAUUAAUAUUAAUAUUAUUAUUAUUACUAUUGAUAAUAUUAUUUUUAAAUAUUAAAAUUUAAUCGGCGUGUUCUUAUUGAUAUCAGUUUAUAAAAUAAAUUAUAAAGACCCGCAUACAGCAGUAAACACAAAGAAAUUUAUCGUUAGUGUAAAAGUGAUGAACGCUUUGCCACGUUAAUUAUUUCUAUUAUUAAUUAUAUUGACCGAUUUUAUUUAAAUUACGAUUAUUACAAUUACGACUACGACUAUGACUGUGACUACACUGCCAAUUAUUAUUUUUAAUCAUUUUUUUUUUAUACUAAAUUGCGCGGCGAGGGAUAAAAUAAGACGAUUUCAGACGAGGGUCAAAUUGACAUCUGAAUUAUAGAUCGAAUUUUAUUCCGCGCCACGGAAUAUAUUUUUUAUAUUUCCUGCAUUGAUACUGAGAGUUUUAAUGUCUGGAGUCAGUCGGAGUCGGCUAAUUUUUAAUAGGCGCGGCAAAAAAUUUUGUAUUCAAAAUUUGAGAUUUUAAUAAUUUCACUAGAAAAAUCAUGAAUUUUUAUAAAUUUUUUUUUUUAACUCUUUUAUUUUUUAAUUUUUAAACACAGAAUUGCCAUCUAAUGGCGCAAUUGGCUGACAUCCAUAAGAUGGCAAUUUUGAGGCUGAUUUUUUACUAUCGAUUAGGCACCAAAAUGUUGACAAAUUAAUCAGAAAUGUCAUAAAAAAAAUAUCUGCUUAAAAAACUUGACAUAAACGGCAAAAAUUUAAUAACAAAUAAUUGAUGUCAUCUAAACGACGUCAAUUGAGAUGACUUUCUAAGGCGGGAAAAAAAACACAAAUUUUCUAUUUACAAAAAAUUUGGCUUUGAGACAAAAUUGUGGUCUUUUUAAAAAUUUUUUUUAACAUCUCAAAGUUGUCUGCUAUUUGGGAAUGACAUAUUUAGAGGUUUACAACAAAAAGAUGCGAUUUCUUAAAAAUGAAAGUCAGUAAUUAAUUUCGCGGGAAAAUAAUCAGUUCGAUUGACAAAACACUCAAAUUCGCAAUUUCAAUGCAGUUGAUAUGAAUUAUAUUUAUUAUCAAUGAUCGAGGAUCUUUUAAAAAAAAAAAAAAACCGCAAUACUGCAUGCAAAUCUGCUCAAGGAGAAGCUCGAGGGAGUCUUUUUAACGGGUGACAAAAAAUAAUAAUAACAAUUUUUAUAAUAAAUAAAUAAGUAACAAUUAAAUUUUUUUUUGCCUAAAUCUCUUGACUCUUUUUUUAUAAAUAAAAUAAACUGUAAAUUUUCUCUAGGACAAUUUUAAUUAAAUAAAUUGAUACCUAUUUUCUUAGGACGCGUCUCUCGCAAAACUUGAUAUUUUAUAAUAUAAAUAAUAAUAAUAAUAACGGUACUUUAGUAUCUCGAUUAAUGAAUUAAUUAAAUUAACGAAUGAAAAUAAAUGAAUUUAAAACGUUGAUAAGAAGAUAAAUGCGCGCAACUGAUAAAAUGUGUAUGUAAUUUUUAAAAUCAGUGGAAUAUAGUUUUAUUUACAAUUUAUUUAAGAUAAUUAUUAAUGAGUAAUAAUAAUAAUUAAAAAAAAAUAUCACGGGAUUUUAAUAUGAAAUGUUGCACGCAAUAAUGAUCUCAGUUCAAUAAAAAAUAAAUCGGCAGCAACUUUCAAAUUUAUUCUGCCAAUUAUUUAUAAAUGGAUUGUAAAAAAUAAAUAAUAAUAAUAAUAAUAAUAACAAUAAUUAUGAUAAAUUUUAUAAUUUGUUUAGUUGUAUUGUAUUGUAUUGUAUUUAAUUGAUCAAUUGACAAAUGAUAAUUUAGGAUUUUGAAAUAACGCGGGAGCGUUUUUUGUGAAGGAAAAAAAAUAGGAAAUGAUUAAUUGAAAUUUGUAAUUUUUUUUUUUUUAUAAAAUUUUUCUUGGUAUCGUUUUUAUUUUUAUUUAAACUAUUUUUAUUAUUAUUAUUAAUUAUUACUACACUAUUGUGACAAUUGCUACUAUUUUUGUAAAACAAUACUGUAGUAUACUGUAAAAAAUUUGCGGAGUAAAUUCGGAGCGGAUGAAUGGAAAUUUUUUUAUUAAUUCCUCUUGGAGUAAAAUUUACUCCGAAGGGGAGUUUAUUUUAAUAUUAAAACUCCGAAUCGGAUGGAAAAAAAUCUGGAGAACUCCGAAAUCACUCAUUUAAAAAAAAACUCCUAUUUACUCCGUAGUCGGAGGUUUUUUUUAAACUCCGUAACUCAAAGUGACGGAAAAAAUUCAAAUUUAAAUUAAAUUCAAAUAAAUUUGAAAUUAUUCACCUAAAAAAAUCAACUCCUAUUUACUCCAUUUUCGGAGUUUUUUUUUUAAACUCCGUAACUUAGAGUGACAAAAUGAAAUUUGAUUUAAAUUAAAUCUAGAGAACUCCGAAAUCACUCUUUUGAAAAAAAAACUCCUAUUUACUCCGUAGUCGGAGUUUUUUUUAAACUCCGAAACUCAAAGUGACGGAAAGAAUUAGAAUUUAAAUUAAAUUCAAAUAAAUUUGAAAUUAUUCACCUAAAAAAAUCAACUCCUAUUUACUCCAUUUUCGGAGUUUUUUUUUAAACUCCGUAACUUAGAGUGACAAAAUGAAAUUUGAUUUAAAUUAAAUCCAGAGAACUCCGAAAUCACUUCGCUGAAAAAAUAAACUUCUAUUUACUCUGUAGUCGGAGUUUUUUUUUAAACUCCGUAACUUUGAGUGACGGAGUAAACUUAAAUUUAAAUGAAAUCAAGAAAACUCCAAAAUUCCUCCGCUAAAAAUCUUCUAUUUACUCCGUAUUUGGAGUUUUUUUUAUACUCUCUAACUCCGAGUGACGGAAUGAAUUUGAAUUUAAAUUAAAUCUGAAUUCAUUUCCGAUUUUUUUACAGUAUACGGCAAUUUAACGCAAGAUAUUUAUAACUAAAUGAUGUUUUUAUAUAUUUAAAUAAUAACUGUAAUGGAUACUUUGUGAAAAAAAAAAAAAACAUAUUUUUGAGACAAAACAAUAGGCCAAUGAUUGUAAACAUUUAAAUUUAAAAUUUUAAGUAGUAAGUGUUUUACGAAAAUGAACAAAAGAUUAAAUAUUUUCGCGGGUAAAUUGUGUGGGCGAUCGAGUUUACUGAAGAACAAAGUAAAUUAAUUAAUAAAAUUUAAAAAAAUAAGUAGUAAUAAUAAUGAUCACCUAGAAUUGAAAUUAACAAAAAAAUUUCGCAGAGGCACAAAUAAGCGAAUAAAUAAAAAUAAUAAAAAAUGAUAGAUAUUUUUUUUAUCAUGAAAUUACGGAAACUAAUAAGUAAUAAUUAAUAACAAAAUUAUAUUUUCGAUUUAAUUCACAUUUAUACGGAUAAAAAUAUAGUGAAACUGUAGUUUGAUUAAUAGACUCUGAUAACAUUUAACAGACAAAAAUAAUAAUAAUAAUAAUAAUAAAAGUAAUAAUAAUAAUGAUACGAUAUAUGAUAUAAAUUUGUAUUGACAAACAUGUGAAACAAAUAAUAUUCACUGCCAAAUUGUGAUAAAUGUGUUUUGUCCAACAAAACAUUGAAGAAAAAAUAGUUUUUGAAUAUUGACGUCUUCAGUAGAAAAUUUACAAAUUUUAUUUUUUGGAAGCGAUCAGAAGUAAUUUUUUGACGCAUAAAAAAAAAUGUAUUGAGUGACAAGGGAUGAAAAUACGACCAGACAAAAAUGAGGUCAAAGCUGGCCCGUAGUUUAAUUUUUGAAUUUUAUUUAUUAAAAAAUUUUUAUUACAGAAAAUUAAAGAGCCAGAGUCAAAUUUUUCCUCAAUAUUUUUUUUCAUUUGACUCGGAAUUUUUUAAGGCAUAGAAAAUUAAAAUAGAAAAAUUGAAAGUUUUUCCCGAGUAUAAUUCGCCUUCGGGAAUUGUCGUUAAUUUUCGGCUUUUAAUGUUAAUGUGAACCAAUGACAUGAGAUUAGACUACUUUUCAGAGUGGGGGUAAAAACCGACACUCUAGUGGAGGAAUUUGGUACUCAGCGUUAACUGGAGCCGAAGGCGAAGGCUACCACUCUCUUAAAUUUGAAAUAGUGAAAAUUAUGACUAUUCACUGUUUACUAGUGAAAAGUAUGUCACUAAUUCAAAUAGCGGUAUAAUUUUCACUGGCAAUCAGUGAAUAUUGUCACGUGAUUUUCACUAAUUCAUUAGAGAUCACGUAGAGUAUUUUUUUGUAAUAAAAUUACCCAUAGGAAAUAAAAGUUUUAAAUAUUUCAACUGUCAGAUGUCAGAAUUUACAACAUUUAGAUAAUUUUAUUUAUAAUAAUAAAUUUUGGCGCCAAAAAAUUUAAAUUCAAUUUUUUAAAAAAUAAAUUGGUAAUUUUUCUACUGAAGACGUUAACAUCUUGAUUAUUAUUUUUGUACUCUUACUUGCACUGCGCUCUUUUUUGAUAUCACAAAUAAUAACUUAUCAGUUAUCGUAAAAAAAAUUAAUUUUUUCUGUACUGAGAGAAAUAACCGCUAACGUUUAUUAUCGUCACCAUAAGUUAGAUCACUGUCAGGCGCUUGAGUUUUUUUUAUUUAAUUAACCAUUUGUUAUUAAUAGGAUAAAUAAAAACACAUGUACAGUGCCUUGAUCACAAGAAGAAAUAAACAAAACAAAAAAAAUAAAACAUAAAUAGCGCCUUCGAACGACUAGAAAAAGUUAAAAAUAAAAAUAAAAUACCUGCUGGUUUUUUCACUUUUAAAUACUUGCAAUUAACGACAACCUACAGCAAUUUAUUAUUAUUAUUACAAUUUAUAAAUAAAGAAAAAUAUUAGGUAGAUUAUAUAUUAUUAUAGUAUAAUUGUAUAACUCUGUACAGCCCAUAAUAAGAUAUAAGAUAAAGAUUUAAAACGUAAUCGCGAAAUUAUUGUUUAUCUUAAUCUAUCAUUAUCACUAUUCUUAUUAAAAACUAUUGAUAAUUAUUA